Molecule: messenger RNA, 1267 nt
Organism: Corvus hawaiiensis (hawaiian crow)
Lineage: Eukaryota; Metazoa; Chordata; Aves; Passeriformes; Corvidae
Exons: 5
Coding region: 446-1267 (273 amino acids)
Biological process (GO): protein monoubiquitination; protein polyubiquitination
Molecular function (GO): ubiquitin protein ligase activity
Source: RefSeq, a predicted model, not a curated record
AUAACAUCGUCCACACAUGAAGAUCUCGGGACCCAAAUAGCCGCAGUGUUGGAGUUCAACACAUUGGAGAACAGGGACUCAAAUGCUGUAUAGUGCAGUCCUGCCUUGAGGAGACAGAGGGUUGUUGUUGCACAAAGGAGGAACUGGUAGAAUUGACAGAGUUCUCUGGUGCUUCCUUCCCCUUAAGGGUGGGUCAUCACACCAACACACCCACCCAGCAUAAACCAAGUGUGCCUACAGGUGAACUGAACUGGUACUUCUACUUUUAUGUCUGUGGCUUAGCCUGAAACUUUUAAAUUACUGCUGUUUUGAAGAGUGGACUUGCCAUUAGUUCCAGUCAUCUGCAAAAGCUUUUCGCGUGCGGCAGCAGCGCGGGCACGCAGCUCCUGUUCCUCAGCUGUCCCCAGCUGUCCUCAGCUGUCCCCAGCUUGCCACUCCCGCCAGCAUGGCCACGGGGGCAGAGUGGAGCUGCCCCAUCUGCCGCGAAGCCUCGGGCAACAUCGCCUACGUGGGGUCCUGCCUGCACAAGUUCUGCCGGGGCUGCAUCGUGCGCUGGGCCAGGAAGAACCCGUCGUGCCCGCUGUGCAGACAGACCGUGCACACCAUCAUCUACCCGGCGCCGCCCGAGCAGGGCUUCGUGGAGAUGGCUGUGCCGCAGCCCUCCCUGCCCCGGAGCGGCGGGCCGCGGGAGGAGCCGGGCGCCGCGAGGCCGCAGCCCCAGGCCCACGUGGCGGGCUUCCCUCCUGAGACCUGGGCGCUUUUCUUCCGCAACCACGCCGAGAUCUUGCGGCCGCUGGAGCUGUGGCUGAACGAGGUGUUGUGCGGGGCCUGCUGGUGGGACGUGGCCUUCGCGCAGGGCAGGAUCGUGGCCAGCCUGUGCCGCUACGGGCUGCACCAGGAGGCCUUGAUGCGGGAGCUGCAGCCCUUCCUGCAGGAGCAGACGGCCGCCUUCGUGCGGCAGCUCAUCGAGGUGGCCGAGGACCAGUGCAGCGAGCUGGCGCUGCGGCGCAUGGAGUCGGCUCCCCGCCCCGCCGAGGGCCAGCAGAACAGCCCCGUGGCCAGCCCCGGCCAUGUCGCCUCCCCCGCCACCAGCGAGGCGCAGGAGGAGCCCCGCGAAGAGCCGGGGCAGGCCGGGGCUGAGGCUUCGGGGGCCGGGCAGAGCGGCGGCUACGCCCCCGGCGCCUCCUGGCAGCCCGGGAGGCGCAGAGGCAGCGAGCCGCAGGGCUCCGGGGCCGGGCGCAAGAAGCCGUGCCGCCGGCAGAACUAG